Molecule: messenger RNA, 5836 nt
Organism: Rattus norvegicus (Norway rat)
Lineage: Eukaryota; Metazoa; Chordata; Mammalia; Rodentia; Muridae
Gene: Anapc7
Product: anaphase promoting complex subunit 7
Biological process (GO): protein ubiquitination; brain development; protein K48-linked ubiquitination
Cellular component (GO): heterochromatin; spindle; nucleus
Molecular function (GO): protein phosphatase binding; enzyme-substrate adaptor activity
Source: RefSeq, a predicted model, not a curated record
UAUAUGUAAAUAUGUAGUUGUCUUCAGACACCAGAAGAGGGCAUCAGAUCCCAUUACAGAUGGUUGUGAGCCACCAUGUGGUUUCUGGGAUUUGAACUCAGGACCUCUGGAAGAGCACUCAGUGCUCUUAAUCUCUGAGCCAUCUCUCCAGCCCCGAUCACCAUCUUCUUAAUGUGACACGGGACGCACUGGUCUCUGUCAGUCUUCUAUGUUGAUUCUGAGGCCUUUCCCCCUGGGUCUGAGUGAUUCGUCAUAGCAAAUAGUAUUGGGGAUUAAUGCUCUAAUCUUUACUCUUGAGUCUUGACAGUGUGUUAGCAUUGUCUGAAUGCUCUUGAGUUUGCUUCUCUAGCUAGUCUGACUUUGGCUAAUCCAUGCUUGUUCACACUAGGUUAGAUCAUCAGUUUUCUUUAGCUACAGGAAGCAUUUAAGUUCUGACCUGUAUCCUUUAUAUUUUGUUAUUUGUUGAAGAGACAGUGUAUACACUGUUGAAAAAAGUUCAGUGGUAGAAUUCUUACCUAAAAUGUUUGAGACCAUAGGUUUCAUCUUCAGCACUGCCCAAAUCGAAAAUGGGCAAGUUGGUUGAACAAUGUGUGUAAUGUCACAUAGGAAAUUCAAAGAAUGAAGGGUGUUUAUGGAGUGGUUUGUUACAGCUUUCCUCUAGAGGUUAGAGUUGUACCUCAGACUUGGAGAGCCUCCCUGGCAUGUAUAAGACCCAGGCUUGGGUUUAUGGCAUGGCCAAUAGCAAAACAAAUUUCUUGGAAGGCCUGAUUAUAUGUAUGUAUUCACUGAAAAAUAAGCGUUUGAUGCUUUACUCCCGAAGUGGUCAAAUGUUUAUACACUGUAACAUGCUUGCCUAGUAAUGUCUCUCCAUACUUGGAAAACAAGGAAAACAAUUGUUUUCUCUGGAAAAGGAAGGUGGUUGGGUAAGGUUAAAACUGAGGAAGCAGUGCUCGGCCUUCCUCUAUGUUGCUGUUUGAAUGUUCUCUUGUUUUGCCUUUUUCUCCCCCACCUCACAGUUUUGAGUGUUUUUGCUUUUGUUUUUGUUGUGUGUACAUGUACACAGACAUCCAAGUACACAUAUGUAAUAAUAAAAUUUUUUUUUAUGAAGGUACUAUAGUUUAUUCCCUGCCAAGUGAAAUCUGAUUAGGGAAUGACUGUUAAUAGACUUGGAAUUACUUUGAUUUUUAUAUUUAUGUGCCUGGUGCAUUUGGAGGCCAGAAGAAGGCAUCGGAUUCUUUGGAGGUCAGAGCUGGAGUUCAAGCAGUUGCAAGCUGCCUGAUGUGUGUGCUGAGAUUCAGACUUGAAUCCUCUGCAAAACCCACAUGCUCUUAUCUACAGAGCCCUUCUAACCCUACUUUUUGAGAGAGAGUCAUAGCCCAGGCUGAUUUUGGACUGAUUAUAUAGCCAAGGAUAGCUCUUUGAAUUCCUGGUCCUCCUGCCUCUGCUUCCAAAUGCUAGGACUACCAAAGUGUAUGAUCAUACUGGCAGUGGUACCUAAUUGUUUGUUUUUUUAAAUUUCUCUCCCAUUUUGUUUGAGAGAGACAGGGUCUCUGUAGUCCUAACUGUCCUGGAACUGGCUGUAUAGACCAGGCUGGCCUUGAACUCCAAGAUCUUUCUGCUUCUGCCUCCUGAAUGUGAAUUAAAGGCCUAUGCCACCACAUAUGGCUUCCCCUAUGUUUAAAAUACUUGGGCCAGACAUGUUGGCACACACCUUUAAUCCCAGCACUCAGAAGGCAGAGGCAGGUGGAACUCUGAGUUUGAGGCCAGCCUGGUCUACAGAGCAAGUUCGAGGAGAGCCAGAGCUACAUAGUGAGACCCUGUCUUCAAACAAACAAACAGCCAAAACUAAAUAAUAACAUGAAGCAAACUCCUGUUUAUAGAAUUGCUUGUCCUGGUCUGUUCUUCACUUUCAGAGAAAAAUGUAUAAACAUCUCUUAAUUUGGGAAGGAGUGGGACUGGAGGAACAAACAUAGGAGUGGUAACCAGGGUUACAGAUAGAGCUAUGAUGGAAUGCUUGCAUAACGUGUAGAGGCCUUGGACAAAAAGUAAAGCAGUGUCUCGGCAUUUAACCUGGCUUAUAAGGACUGCUGCAUCUUUUUGAGGGUAAAGGAUGAAGUUCUGUGAUAGGCUUGCCUGUGUGCUCCAUGUGAGACACUGAAAAACAAAGAGGAAAGGAAAGUCCGUUCCCACACAUUGACUUUACACACCUGAGAGUCCAGGAGCUGUCGUUUGCUUUUUGUAUGUAAAAUUGAAAGAGACUUCAGGGCCUCGAGAGAUGGCUCCAUAGCUAAGAGUGUUGGCUGCUCUUGUAGAGGAUCUGAACGUCCCAGCAUGCAUGUCAAGUUCCUAGCAGGGGAUCCAACAUUCUCCUCUGGGCAGCAGCAUGCACGUGUGCACAUAUGCACAUACACAUAUGAAUAAUACUAAUGACUCUUUAAAAAGACUCAUUAAGACUAAUCCUUUUCAUUCUGCCAUUUUGGCUUUCCAAUUCUGUUCUCGUACUGGCUAUUUUCUUUAGUAUUUGGAGUUUUCAGGUGUCUGUUUUUGUUGAGUUUUUCUAAAAAGAAUCCAGAGUGGUACAUUUUCUCCUUUCUUGAGUCUCUAGCUUUUUGGUAACACUCAAGUUGUAGUUGCUAUCCUUUGGCAAAAUUAUCCCUAAAAUUUGAUGUUAACCUAAGGUAAUAUAGGUAUAUGUAAAACAGCGGUAAGUUAAGAGGACUUACUGAGUAGACGGAGCGGUCCAUUCUGUGAUCCUACACUUCCAAGGCAGAAGCAGGAAGACUUCAAGGCUACCCGGACUACAGAUGAGCUGUUUUCCCCGUCUCAGAAGUACCAGCUUCUGGUGUAUCAUGCAGAUUCUCUCUUUCACGAUAAGGAAUACCGCAAUGCUGUGAGUAAGUAUACCAUGGCUUUACAGCAGAAGAAAGCCUUAAGUAAAACUUCAAAGGUGCGACCUUCAACUGGAAAUUCUGCAUCUACUCCACAGAGCCAGUGUCUUCCAUCCGAAAUUGAAGUGAAAUACAAAAUGGCUGAGUGCUACACAAUGCUGAAACUGGACAAGGACGCCAUUGCUAUACUCGAUGGGAUCCCUUCAAGACAAAGAACCCCCAAAAUAAACAUGAUGUUGGCAAACCUGUACAAGAAGGCUGGUCAGGAACGCCCGUCGGUCACCAGCUAUAAGGAGGUCCUGCGGCAGUGCCCUUUGGCCCUUGACGCCAUUCUAGGUUUGUUAUCCCUGUCUGUGAAAGGUGCAGAGGUGGCAUCGAUGACAAUGAAUGUGAUCCAGACUGUGCCCAACCUGGACUGGCUGUCCGUGUGGAUUAAAGCAUACGCUUUUGUGCAUACUGGUGACAACUCAAGAGCGAUCAACACCAUCUGUUCGCUAGAGAAAAAAUCCUUACUGCGAGACAAUGUGGACCUGCUGGGGAGCCUGGCAGACCUGUACUUCAGAGCAGGAGACAACAAGAACUCAGUCCUCAAGUUUGAGCAGGCCCAGAUGCUGGACCCUUACCUGAUAAAAGGGAUGGAUGUUUAUGGCUACCUCUUGGCACGAGAAGGGCGGCUAGAGGAUGUGGAGAACCUUGGCUGCCGCCUUUUCAAUAUUUCUGAUCAGCAUGCCGAGCCUUGGGUGGUCUCCGGAUGCCACAGCUUCUACAGUAAGCGCUACUCCCGGGCCCUGUACUUAGGCGCCAAGGCCAUUCAACUGAACAGCAACAGUGUCCAAGCUUUAUUACUCAAAGGAGCGGCGCUUAGAAACAUGGGAAGAGUCCAGGAAGCUAUAAUACAUUUUCGGGAGGCCAUAAGGCUUGCGCCUUGUCGCUUAGACUGUUACGAAGGUCUCAUAGAAUGUUACUUAGCUUCUAACAGCAUCCGAGAGGCCAUGGUGAUGGCCAACAAUGUUUACAAAACUCUGGGUGCAAACGCUCAGACGCUUACCCUGUUAGCCACCGUGUGUCUGGAAGAUCCAGUGACACAGGAGAAAGCCAAAACCUUGUUAGACAAAGCCCUGGCCCAGAGGCCGGACUACGUCAAGGCCGUGGUGAAGAAGGCAGAAUUGCUGAGCAGGGAGCAGAAGUACGAAGAUGGAAUUGCUCUGCUGAGAAAUGCACUGGCCAACCAGAGCGACUGCGUCCUGCACCGCAUCCUGGGGGACUUCCUGGUGUCUGUGAAUGAGUACCAGGAAGCAAUGGACCAGUAUAGCAUAGCACUGAGUUUGGACCCCAAUGACCAGAAGUCCCUGGAGGGCAUGCAGAAGAUGGAGAAGGAGGGGAGCCCCACAGACGCCACUCAGGAGGACGACGUGGACGACAUGGAGGGCAGUGGGGAAGAAGGGGACCUGGAGGGUAGCGACAGUGAGGCAGCCCAGUGGGCUGACCAGGAGCAGUGGUUUGGCAUGCAGUGAGGGCACAGCGGUGACCCUUGUGUCCCUAGAGUGGCAGGAGCUGUUGGACGUGUGCUCACAGCAGGCCUUUCUGCCUGUUUCCUCAAGUUGGCACUGAUGUUUGUCCGUCUGCUUUGCUGUGGACUGAGCGAGUUCCGAGCCACAGACUCGCCAUUCUGGAUGGUUCGGCUGCACGAAAUGGAAGAUGCUUUUUCUCUUUAUGAGCGGGUACAUAGGACUGAGCCAUCCUCUUAAGAGCACAUGCCCCUGGGUGGCCCUGUCAGAGGUUCGGUCCCUGGGAGUCACAUCCUGGUACGGCCACACUCCUGUAGUCAUGGAGCUCUGGAUGGGGGGGGGCGGGCUGUGCCUCACUGACUGCAGAGCAGGCUCGGCCUCAGUGGGCAGAUCUGAGAAGCAGAUGAUGGGAGCAUGGCCACCCCAGGGCAGGUUCAACUAAUAAAACUGCCCAGUGUGGUGUCACAUGUCACAGUGGACACCCUUUGAGACUCUUCCUUUUUCCUCCUUGUCAGAGGCAGCCAUGCAGGCCUAGACAGUUUGACAUACAUAUACUCCCUAUUCUCCCAUGUGCUGGGAGGCAGAGCCCUGAGCUUGUCACACAGAACCAGCCUGGCUCUUUCCUGAGUCCCUGAGGGCAGGGUCAGCCUUGAUCAUCUGCCUAGAGUCUCAUUCAGCUACUGGGGAUGGGUCGACUCCAGGUCCCUCCUGGGUGCCUUUCAAGAUGCAGAUCGGUGUGCUAGGAAGAAAUGAGGUUUACUGUAAAGAAUCCGUAGUCGAUUUCAGAGCAUCUGUCAGUGCAGUGAAGUGGGCCACGUAGUCUGGUGGAAACAUUCCGGAAGCCUGCACUUGGGAGGCAGAGGCAGACAGUUCAAAUGUGCUGGGCUGCACUGCAAGAUUUGCAUUAAGAGACAUAAGUUAAGCGGACCAGGUCUCAUAAAGUGUGUCAGUGAGCCUCAGCCUCCACACUAGCCGGCCCUGAGCAGUCUCAGGCUCCCUUUGAGCAAGCAGCAUGUGGGUGGUGCUUUUCCUGACUCCACCCCGCCAGCAGCCCCACUCACCAGUCAGUGCUGAGAGAAGGCAAAAUCUGUUCAGCCACAAAUUGAACCCAGUCUACCCCCUGUCUUCAUGCCAGACGGGAUCCCCACAGGUCAGGGUGGAUGCCCAGUGUCUGCAGUGUGCUGGAAUUCCUCCCCUUCUUGUGUGUCACACUCAUUGCUACCAGGAGCCAGUGUGACCUCUCCAUUCCAGCAGCACCCAGCUGGACCCCUCAGGUCCACCUUAGACUGAGGUGGGGAGCACCUCUCGGGUGUGAAAAUACUUGGCCCCUCAAAGGAUAGUGUUGGCUUUUCCAUGGUCACAACAUCAGGAUUGGGAGCCCUGUGGCUGUCCACUUGAACAUCGUGCUCCUAAACUAGAUAAAGUGAAGGUGUCCUUUAA